AUGGCUUCUAUGCCUUACAAAGAUUUUAUCUCAUCGCCUCCCUUCACCUUUGUUGUCGGCCCAGAUGAGAAAGAGCACACAAUCCAUUCUGCCCUUGUCGCAAGCCAAUCCGCAUCUUUGGAUGCACUCAUCAAUGGAGGAAUGAAAGAGUCCAUAGAACGGCGCGUUGUAUGGAAAGAUGUCGAUGACGAAUCUUUUAUCCGGUUUAGCCAAUACGUAUACACUGGAGAUUACGAGGCAGCGAAGCCUAGCAAACGCGAGGCAGUAGUAAUAGCUUCCCCUCUAAUGACAUCCACAUCCCCGUCGAGCUUGUUUGGCAAAAAGGGGAGAGGAUUCGGAGCGGCUGAACAUGUCACCAUGACUAAGAGAAGGCUGUUAUAUGACAAAUUCCAGGCUCUUUACCCGUUACCGUCGCCAACCGCUGUUCCUAGCUCAGAAGCAUCCGCCAUGCAUGACUAUACGGAUGUUUUUCUCGGUCACGCACAAAUGUAUGUCUUUGCGGAUUACCACGGAAUCGAGCCUUUGCAGGUCUUGGCGCUCGGAAAGUUGCGCCAGAUCUUGACGUCGUUCACUGUUCGUGUCGAGAGCUACAAUGAUAUAACUCAACUUGUACGAUACACUUUUGAACACACUGUUGAUAAAAAGGAACAAGGUGAUAGAUUGAGAUCGCUCGUCUGUUUAUACGCCGCAUGCAGAGUGGAGGAUUUAUGGAAGGACACUGAGUUUAGAGAUUUUGCGAGCACGUCGCCCGAUUUGUCUGUACAGCUCAUUACGGCCAUGCUUGAUCGGCUUGAUUAA
Trichoderma atroviride IMI 206040 is the source of this 798-nucleotide messenger RNA. RefSeq lists its product as uncharacterized. Gene Ontology annotation, molecular function: protein binding. The record is from RefSeq and is a predicted model, not a curated record. Lineage: Eukaryota; Fungi; Ascomycota; Sordariomycetes; Hypocreales; Hypocreaceae.